AACCACAGAUGGUCCAGGACAUUAUUAUUCAGUAAUUAUGAGUUAGAGCCCAUAAUCUGUAUGUUAAAAAAGAGCUCCCCAGAUGAUUCUGAUGCAAGGAACCAUUGGUCUAGACUAUCUAGUGAUUUUUAUUUAUAAGCAGUGAAAUAAUUUAAAAAUGUCCUAGUAACUCUUCAGAUUAAUAUUAUGAAAUAAGAAUUGAGACUGAACUCUAGCAAACAGGAAACAGACUGUCCAGCAGAUGGCGCUGUUUGGCACCUUAAUUGUCCGGAGAAGCUGCUUUGCCUCUGAGCACAGGCUGCAUCUACACAGGGGGCGCUUGGCGCGCAACGACCCCAAACAGGAGCUUUGAAGCCUGAGGAACCGAACUCGGUAGCUCCAACCCAACUCGGCUUAACUCAGCCCCACCGAACCUGAUCAGGGACUCUCAGCUUCCUGGGCUUGCAGCAGCUCACCGAUCCUAUCAUCCUCUUCAGUUCCAGCUAGAAUGCUGUGGCAGGCACUUUGCAGAUUUGGUCAAAAGCUGGUACGCAGACGUACACUGGAGCCAGGCACGGCUGAGACUCGCCUUGCCAGAUGCCUGAGCACACUGGAUUUAGUGGCUCUGGGUGUGGGUAGCACAUUGGGUGCUGGUGUGUAUGUCCUGGCUGGCGAGGUGGCCAAAGAUAAAGCGGGGCCAUCCAUUGUGAUCUGCUUUUUGGUGGCUGCCCUGUCUUCUGUGUUGGCUGGGUUGUGCUAUGCGGAGUUUGGGGCCCGGGUUCCCGGUUCUGGUUCUGCAUAUCUCUACAGCUAUGUCACUGUGGGUGAACUUUGGGCCUUCACCACUGGCUGGAACCUCAUCCUCUCCUAUGUCAUCGGUACAGCCAGUGUGGCACGGGCCUGGAGCUCUGCUUUUGACAACCUGAUUGGGAACCAAAUCUCCCAGGCCCUGCAGGGGAACAUUUCACUGCAUGUACCCCAAGUCCUUGCAGAAUAUCCAGACUUUUUUGCUAUGGGCCUUGUGCUGCUGCUCACGGGAUUGCUGGCUCUGGGAGCUAGUGAGUCAGCUCUGGUUACCAAAGUGUUCACAGGGGUGAACCUUUUAGUUCUUGGCUUUGUUGUCAUCUCCGGCUUCAUUAAGGGGGACCUGCACAACUGGAAGCUCACAGCAGAGGACUAUGAAUUGGCCAUGCCUGGACCCAAUGACACCUACAGCUUGGGCCCUCUGGGCUCUGGAGGAUUUGUGCCUUUCGGCUUCGAGGGGAUUCUCCGUGGAGCAGCUACCUGUUUCUAUGCGUUUGUUGGUUUCGACUGUAUUGCUACCACUGGGGAAGAGGCCCAGAAUCCCCAGCGGUCCAUCCCGAUGGGCAUUGUGAUUUCACUGUUCAUCUGCUUCUUGGCAUAUUUUGGUGUCUCUUCUGCACUCACGCUCAUGAUGCCUUACUACCAGCUUCAACCAGACAGCCCCUUGCCUGAGGCAUUUCGCUAUAUUGGUUGGGCCCCAGCCCGCUAUGCCGUGGCUGUUGGCUCACUCUGUGCUCUUUCUACCAGUCUCUUGGGCUCUAUGUUCCCCAUGCCUCGGGUGAUCUAUGCAAUGGCGGAGGAUGGCCUUCUGUUCCGUGUCCUUGCCCGGAUCCAUGCCCGCACGCGCACACCCAUAGUGGCCACUGUGGUCUCUGGUGUUAUUGCAGCAUUCAUGGCAUCUCUCUUUGAACUCACUGAUCUUGUGGACCUCAUGUCUAUUGGGACCCUGCUUGCUUACUCCCUGGUGGCUAUUUGCGUUCUCAUCCUCAGGUAUCAGCCUGACCAGGAGAUGAAGAACGGGGAAGAUGAAAUGGAGUUGCAGGAGGAGAAGAUACCUGAAGCAGAGAAGCUGACCCUACAGGGACUCUUUUGCCCAUUCAACGCUAUCCCUACACCACUCUCUGGCCAAGUUGUCUAUGUUUGUUCCUCACUGCUUGCUCUACUGAUGACUGUCCUGUGCCUGGUGCUGACUCAGUGGCCAAUUCCACUGCUUUCUGGAGACCCAGUAUGGAUUGCAGUGGUUGUGCUACUUCUGAUGCUUAUUACUGGGAUCACUGGGGUCAUUUGGAGACAGCCACAGAGCUCCACUUCCCUUCACUUCAAGGUGCCUGCUUUGCCUCUCCUCCCACUACUGAGCAUCUUUGUGAACAUUUACCUUAUGAUGCAGAUGACAGUUGGCACCUGGGCCCGAUUUGGGGUCUGGAUGCUGAUUGGGUUUGCUAUCUACUUCAGCUAUGGGAUACGGCACAGCCUGGAAGAGGUUAAGAGUGACGAACUCCCAUCCAAGCCUAGGGCCAAAACUCUAGACCUUGAUCUCAGCAGUCCCUGCGCCCACUCGAUUUGACAUCAUCACACCUAGGUGCUGUCUAGUUCCCCUGCACAAUAAUAGAGAUGGCUCCUGACCUCUGGGAGAGGUGGGGGAUACUAACAGAGCUCUGUAUUUAUUGUGGUGUGAAGGAUGUGUUCUUUGCUGUUUCUUGUCUACUUUUGUUUGCUUGUCUACUUUUUAAUUGUAUCUGUAAUUGCUUA
Choloepus didactylus (southern two-toed sloth) is the source of this 2532-nucleotide messenger RNA. RefSeq names its product solute carrier family 7 member 3 (gene SLC7A3). Gene Ontology annotation, molecular function: amino acid transmembrane transporter activity. The record is from RefSeq and is a predicted model, not a curated record. Lineage: Eukaryota; Metazoa; Chordata; Mammalia; Pilosa; Megalonychidae. Bases 488 to 2347 code for a protein of 619 amino acids. The transcript has 14 exons. Gene Ontology annotation, biological process: transmembrane transport; amino acid transport. Gene Ontology annotation, cellular component: plasma membrane.